AUGCCUUUUGUCUACUCGACCUUUGACGGAGCCCUCUUACAUUAUGUGGAUUUCGCUCCAGCUGCUGACCCGCCUCGUUUCCAACCAACGGAAGACCCGGCCAAGGACUUCGGCAAGACCGAUAUAACCCUUGUGUUCAUCUCUGGUUGGCCCAUGUCUCACCGUAUGUAUGAGCAUCUAAUGUUGCAGCUGUGUGAGACGUACGGCGUCCGCUGUAUUGCUUCUGACCGUCGUGGCUUCGGCAAAAGCGAAUGGACAGGCAACAGGAUGCAAGACAUCACAUACGACACCUUUGCCCAGGACACUGUGGAGCUGAUCCGCAAUGCAAAACUUGAGAGUUUCUAUUUUGUCGCUGCAAGCAUGGGCUGUGGGGAGACGUUGUUGGCAUACCUGGCGAUGGACGAUGACCUGAAGAAACGAUGCCAGGGCUUCAUCUGGGUAGGACCGAGUCUACCGCUCCCACUCCAAACUGAUGCAAAUCCCAAAGCACCUUCGAGGGAACUGUGGGAUUCCAUCUUGACCGGUUUCCGUCAGGAUCGAGUCGGCUUUACGCGAGCAGCUAUCCCAGGAGUCUUCGGGGUACCUUUCAAUAUCGGCAUUGAGGUCCCAGAAACGAUCUUGCAGAAGUUCGAAUGGAUUGUGGCUGAGGCCGACGCUCUCGCUAUCGAAAGAUGUGUGCAAAUUAUCACCACUAGAGACUUCACCGAGGAUCUGAAGAGGCUUAAUGACAAUGACGUGAAGCUGCUGGUGUUACAUGGGGACAGUGAUCAAGGCAUGCCGGCCGAAGCCAGUGCAAGUCUUAUCCCGCAACUCGCAAAGCAAGCACGUGUGAAGAUUUAUAACAAGGCAGCUCACGGGCUGUACUUGACUCAUGCGAAUCAGGUGUUGGAAGAUAUCCUCGACUUCGUAUUCGCGUCCCGAGGAUGCGGGAGUCCAGCUGUAGGGCAAAGCGUGGGGCCAUGA
Molecule: messenger RNA, 963 nt
Organism: Exophiala xenobiotica
Lineage: Eukaryota; Fungi; Ascomycota; Eurotiomycetes; Chaetothyriales; Herpotrichiellaceae
Exons: 2
Coding region: 1-963 (320 amino acids)
Source: RefSeq, a predicted model, not a curated record